Laetiporus sulphureus 93-53 is the source of this 402-nucleotide messenger RNA. RefSeq lists its product as uncharacterized. The record is from RefSeq and is a predicted model, not a curated record. Bases 25 to 273 code for a protein of 82 amino acids. The transcript is spliced from 5 exons. Lineage: Eukaryota; Fungi; Basidiomycota; Agaricomycetes; Polyporales; Laetiporaceae.
GCCACCGUCACCUCGCCAUUCACAAUGUCCUCGCAUAUGCGGAAGUCGUUCUUGAAGAACUGGUUCGCCGUUGAGGCGACCCCCAUUUUUGCUGUUGUCGGAGCGGUUAUAAUCGGUGGGACUUGGUAUCUCACACGGCUUGCGCGGGGCCCAACUGUCGUCUGGACGAAGGAGAACCCCACUCCCUGGAACGACAUCCAGCCAAAUGAGGGUACCAAACUACUCACUGUCAACCAGCACUUCGACAAGAGCUGGGAAAGGAAGAAGCUUUAAAUGUCCGCCUACUUUCCCGUCGUGUAUGGAGGUCUGGAAUUCAUGCGGUGGACGCUCUGUAGCCGCCCUCUCAAAUGUCCCUGAUCAUCCCUUCCCAAUGUAUUAUAAUGCGUGACGUGUGAUGUCUGU